Molecule: messenger RNA, 5607 nt
Organism: Notodromas monacha
Lineage: Eukaryota; Metazoa; Arthropoda; Ostracoda; Podocopida; Cyprididae
Source: the annotation of a GenBank genome assembly
AUGUAUAUCAAACAAGUUGUUCUCGAUGCUUUCAAAUCCUACGCCAAUCGUACUGUUAUACCCGACUUCGAUCGAGAGUUCAACGCUAUCACUGGUCUCAAUGGAACUGGGAAAUCGAACAUCCUCGAUGCUAUAUGUUUCGUUCUCGGGAUAUCCAACUUAACUCAGAUCCGAGCUGGUAAUCUUCAAGAUCUCAUUUACAUGCGUGGACAAGGAAAAGCUCAAACUGCGAGCGUUUCCAUUACGUUUGAUAAUACAGACAAAAGCGCAUCACCAGUGGGAUAUGAAGAUGUUGAUUCUAUCACGAUUACCCGCCAGGUUGUGUUGGAUGGGAAAAGUCGAUAUCUGGUGCAAGGACUUUUUAUGUCCAACACUCAAGUACACGAUUUGUUCAGAUCCGUUAAUUUGAACGUGAACAAUCCUACGUUUCUGAUUAUGCAAGGGAAAAUUGCGAAGAUGCUGGAUGCGAAACCGGCCGAAAUAUUGGGAAUGAUAGAAGAAGCUGCAGGUACGAAAAUGUACGAGCAUAAGAAAUUGGCAGCUUUGAAUACAAUCGACAAAAAGGAGGUCAAAUUGCAAGAAAUUGAGCACCUACUGAGAGAUAACAUAAACCCGACUUUGGAAAGACUGGAGAAGGAUCGGCGGAAUUAUGCAGAGUAUGAAGAUAUUCAAAAGUCUGUGGCCAGUCACAGACAGGCGUACUUGAUGCAUGUUUACCAUGAGACUCUCGAAGCCUUCCAGAAAACCGAAGCAACCCGAGAAAAUGUGAAGAAGAAAAUUGAAGCUCUGCAGUCGUCGAUUUCUUCUGAAGAGGGAGAGAUCGUUCGAUUGGAUAAACUCAUUUGUGAAAUCGAAACAAAGCAGUUAUUGGUACCAAGAAAUGAGCUCAACAGCUUGAUGGGAGCCAUGUCUGGUUUGAGCAAGUCUCUGGAAGUGGCCCGCUCAGAUCUUAAAAUGGGACACGACUCCAUAAAGGAAUUGGACAAGAAGUUACGAACGUUUGAGAAAAACUUGGAGUCCGAGAAAACAAGCUUAAAUGCGCAGUUAAAAUCGCAUGAAAACCGAGACCGAACCUGGGAAGCCCUCAAAGCUGAGCGCGAUGCUGAUCAAGAGGCAUUGCAAAGAGCGACGUUGAAAGUAGAAAAUGCAUCCAAGGGUAUUAUUGCAGGAGAUGAAACUUCGUUGCGAACUCAGCUUGAUGAUGCGAAAGCGAAGUGCAUAGAACUGAAGGGUAUGCUUGAACAAUUCAAUAUUACCAUGCCACCAUUGAAAGCCGCUUUGCAAAGAAAGCUUGAAGAAAGUAGGCGAACGAAAAACGAAUAUGAGCGCAGUGCUGUGUCAAAGCAAGGGCUUGAAGCCGAAAUACGUCAGAUUGAGAUCAAACGCCUGGAAAAAGACAGUCCAUCUCUGCCUGCUGACUACGAAAGAGUUCGUUCUGAUCCAAACUCCACCGAAUUGACUUCAAGAACCGCCGAAAAAAUCCGGCUGGAACUCGUGGAAUACGAAGAGAAAGAAGCUGCGUUGUCGAAGAUAGUUAACGUGAAUGCCAUCGGAACUUUGAGCCAAACCAUGGACAAAGUGGCGGCUUGCAAGAAGAAGAAAAAAACUAUUGAGCAGAAUAAGAAGCAAAUCAGAGAAUUCAUCGACGAAUUGGAUCAGCAGAAGAACAAACUUCUGCGUGAUGCCCACGAAACUGUUGACAAGUCCUUCAAUGAAAUAUUCUCGAUUCUCAUUCCAAAGGCUCGAGCCAAGCUGGUGAAAAUAGAAAAAGAGGGAGUUCUGAAGGGAUUGGAGGUGAAAGUUGCUCUUGGCAACAAGUGGCUCGACUCGUUGGAUGAGUUGAGUGGUGGACAACGAUCUCUGACCUUCUUGUCGCUGAUACUCGCGAUCCUCUUGUUUCGACCUGCCCCACUGUACAUUUUGGACGAGGUCGACUCGGCAUUAGACUUGUCUCACACUCAGAACAUCGGAACGAUGCUGAAGCAGCAUUUCAAACAAUCUCAGGCGGAACGUGGGAAUCUUGAAAAAGGCUGCAAAGUUUUAUCGUACUUGCUGAAAAUCGAGAGUGAAGCCAAUGAAGCGGAAGUUCUCAGAUCUUCGAUGCUGAAGAAACAACAUACUUUCGGCGAUGUAUCGGAGAAAUACGAUGGAAAACAUGCUUCGACUCCCAUCACUCAUAUGUCGCGGUCGAAAACCUUCCCAGUGAGCGCUAUUAGUGAGAAUGGUCACUACAGCAACCGUUAUCCAGCUGGAGCGUGGGCGGAAAAGUCUUCAGAGUCAAAUCCAAAUUUGAUCCAUCCGCAAAACCAGGAAAGAACGCGAGAUUCGAAGAACCUGAAUCAGGCGAUUCUUCAGUUUUGUGCUGGCUUCGAUUGCUCUCAGUUCAAGUUCCAGUUCAAGUCCAGUGAUCUGAUUUUCAACGCAGAUUUGGAUGUAGAACCUUUCGAAGCUUCCGUCCUGAAUGAUUUGGCAAAAGUCGCAUCUCACCACCGCUCAAUUCAAGAACUAGUGAAAAGCACGAUGGAAGGAAGUGAAUCGAAAACGCGGCAAGCUCUUGCAACGGUUUGCUUCCGCCAACUCCAGCAAUACUAUAAUUCCCUUCGCAUCUUAAAUGCCCCGUUGGCCGCCAAUGAUUCUGAUGAGAAGAAGCUGAUUCGUUUGACGUAUUGCUUAGAACCGGUCGGUGAUAAACUGCGAGCGAUAUGGGAAAUGCUAUCCUACUGUGGCCCCGUUAAAGGCGGCAUUUUGCUGAGCAAAAUGUACGAAUGCAUGCAGACUGGCGAUGAGCCGGUGAGGCGUCUUUUCUACGGCAUGCUCACCAGUGUUUGCGUGCCGAUUCACGAAAUGAUUUACAAAUGGCUCAGUGAAGGAAAAAUAUCCGACAAUUAUGAGGAAUUUUUUAUCGGUGAAGACUCCGGUGUCGACUACGUAGACUUGGGAAAAUGGUGGCACAAGAAGUACUUCAUUAGGAAUCCUCAAGUUCCCGUUUUUCUGGAUAAAUCUAUCGCAGAGGAAAUCCUGGCAGUUGGGAAGAACGUUAUUUUCACUGUUGAAAUUUGCAGACAUGAUGGAGGCAUACCUGGACUCAUCAAUCUCCUGGAUCAACUAAAAAGCGAAGUCAAACCUGAAUCUCUGCUAUUGGAAGGCAUGGGGGAAUCAACAGUCGUGCGUGACGUCCAGGGUAACCUUUACCAAAAAGAAGGGGACUACCUUGGAACCAUCAUUCACAACCUGUUCACUCUGACGUCUUCUUACGUCUAUCAUGAUCUUGUACUGAAGGAAUAUGGUCUUCUCAAUGAACUCACGGUUCUGCGCCAGUUCCUGCUUCUUGGACAUGGAGACUUCGCGAAAUCUUUGAUGAGUGCCCUUCGGAACAUUCUGGAUAAACCAGCUGUUGAAAUCAACAAUGGGAACCUGCUUCGCGGCCCUUUGAAGUUCGUCAUCCGAGAGUUGUUUGGCACACAAGGGAAAUUGGGUGUGGAUCGCCUCGACGUGAAAACAUUUGAAGGCAGUGUGCACGAAACUGGAUGGGACACUUUCGUUUUGAAUUACCGUAUCGAAGGUCCACUGGGUGCUGUUAUUACUCCGGGCCAUGUCACUCGGUAUUCGCAGUUGUUCCGUUGUCUUUGGAGAAUCCAGAGGACCAGUUAUAUUGCUGGGAAGCUCUGGAUGGAGCUAAAAAAUGUUUGGAAGUAUUGCGUCGUUAUUCCAGAAAUGAUGACAGCUGCUCGAGAAAUCAUGUCGCUGAUUGCUGCCAUGUUGCACAUGUCGAAAGAGCUCCACUUCUUUCUUUCUUUUGAAGUAAUCGAAUGCGAAUGGAGGCAAAUGAUGGAGAAAAUAAAAACGGCCGACUCGCUUGAUGCUGUGGCGAAUAUUCACGAAAGAUUCUUGUGCGAAGUGUUGUCGCGAAAUUUCCUGAAAGACACGAAUACAGGAGUUUUCCCGAGGGUGCGGAAACUUCAGAAUCUAGUGCUGAAACUGGAUCCGAUUGUGCGUCAGUUUUUCGACGCCAUAGUUGGCGAAUACACUCGGCGAGUUAACCUGGUCUCGGGAAUUAAGCCAAAGGUGCCGCCGAAGAAUUUCGCCGGGAAAGUUGUUGGGCGACCGCUGAAAGGAAGAACAUUAAAUCCUCCGCCAAAAAUCCCUUCACCGCUGCGACUUUCGGAGUCUGAAACACGACAUCGGCUCGGGUUCGGUUCAGUUUUCGUUGAACCGACGAGACACAAGGUCAAGACGCUUCGAAUCGAAUUCACGGCGCAAAUGUGUGAUUUCUUGCUCGAGCUUUCACACGAUGUUGGCUCUUUGUUGCCGUUAAGCACCAGGCUCGAUUUCAACGAGUUUUACAGAAGAACUGACAAACGACUUGGGACACCUUUGACUUACCGGCACCAGAGAGAGAUGAUUAGUGUUAAACCGGGAGCUAUGCCAAAAACUCUUUUCCGAGCGGGCGAUGAUUUAUAAGUGAUAUGUUGAUUUUAGGCUUCCGUAGACGAUUUUUGUCGUCCUGUGAUCAAAUUUUUUGUAAGUUUUACAGCUGUUAUUUCUUCCUGUUAAUAUUACGACCGCUUUAGAAGGUCGGAAAUGUGUGAAAUAAGUGAAGAGGAAGCUCGCUUCUGAACUUGUCCGAUACGUUUGUGAACGCUCAGGGCAGUCGUUUUGGUGCUGUUCUGGUGUGUGCGAUCUACCGGGAGAUCGUGAUCUACCUGAUCGAUUAUUGAUUUGUGGUCUGGAAUCUGUCAUUUAAAGUUUUAAUCAUACAACGAGAGUUUUGGGAAGUUAUCUAGUUGAAAUAUCAAUCCACUUAACUGGAAGACCAUGUUUUGUGUAGAUGGGAGUCAGUGAGAAGAUUUUUACGAGGUUGGGUUCUUCAAAAGCUAAGUUUGAAAGAUAUCUUCACGGAAAGAUUUCCCCCAAAAGAAGGAGAUAUGCGCCAAUUCACACCGUUUUUAACAUUUGAACAACAGACGAUUAAGACUACGCGUGUGUGAAAAAUUGAUAACAGAAAAAUGCAGUCGAGAAUUUCCUUCCACGUCAACGGUCGUUAAAAUUGUAUCGUUUGAAGGCAUUUUAUUUCGUGGCAUAAUUUGAAAAGUGCAGCAGGAAAAGUUACUGUUAUCUGUUGUUUAGAAGCAAGGUUGCCUUUUUUUUUUUUUCAAAUAGAACCCAGAAGACCUAGGAAGUGUUGUUACAUGAUUAGAUGACUUCACAACUAACUUCUGCAUAUAGGUUUCCAGCGUGUGCAUACAAGUUCUGGCUUGCCUCAUACCUGUACUUCCCUUUUUUUCAUGUGCGACACGAUCUUCCGAAAAAAUAAUCGUUUUUAUUGGAUAAUGAAUGGAGCUCGCAUCCAGAACAGCACCAUGUUUUCGAAGUUGCGCUAAUGAAAGCAAAAGCAAUCUCGAUCUGGGUAUGAUCGUAAAAAAAUGAUAACGGUACUCGAAUGCCAGGUAAUAGAACUCUAGUGGAUCUUUAAGCUAAGUGAAAAUUCACGAAGAUCUCAUGUGUGCUUUGUGACAUUUUUGGAAUGGCAUUUCGAUUUCAACUAAUCUGAUGUUCAGUCUUGCCAUGCUUGAAUAUUUUGAUAAUCAUGAUCAUUUUUUUUCUGAA